This is a messenger RNA of Juglans microcarpa x Juglans regia, 1553 nucleotides long. RefSeq names its product GPN-loop GTPase QQT1. The coding region runs from base 310 to 1215 and encodes 301 amino acids. Gene Ontology annotation, cellular component: cytoplasm. The record is from RefSeq and is a predicted model, not a curated record. Lineage: Eukaryota; Viridiplantae; Streptophyta; Magnoliopsida; Fagales; Juglandaceae. Gene Ontology annotation, molecular function: GTPase activity. The transcript is spliced from 11 exons.
UAAUAUGUCGCACGGAUCUCGUCAUAAUCUUCACCGCCAAACCGUUGCUUCAUUUUUAUCUUGUUCGACUCAUUUAUCUUCUAUAAUCGAUUAAACCCUAAACCCUAAAUUCCCUAACAACACCAACCCGUUUCCAAGUGUAGAUCUCUCUCAUACAGCAAUUGAAGCUACUCCGAUCAUUUUCUUCUCAAGUAUCUGGUCCCUUCAAUCUCUAACGUCUUCGCUAAGUACUUCAAGAUAAUCCGAGAGGAUAAGUUUUUCAAGAAAGAAAGGAGGUUUAAUUUCUUGCCAAAAAAAAAAAAAAUUGAGAUGGUUUUCGGGCAGGUGGUGAUAGGUCCGCCGGGUUCAGGGAAGACCACUUACUGCAAUGGCAUGUCUCAGUUUCUCAAACUCAUCGGAAGGAAGGUUGCUGUUAUCAAUUUGGAUCCUGCUAAUGACGCAUUACCUUAUGAAUGUGCUGUGAACGUUGAGGAUCUGGUAAAAUUAAGUGAUGUAAUGAUGGAGCAUUCUCUUGGUCCAAAUGGAGGCCUUGUAUAUUGUAUGGAUUAUCUGGAGAAAAAUAUUGAUUGGUUGCAGUCAAAAUUGGAACCUCUCCUGAAAGAUCACUAUCUUCUCUUUGAUUUCCCCGGGCAGGUGGAACUAUUUUUCCUUCACUCCAAUGCUAAGGCAGUUAUCAUGAAACUUAUAAAGAAGUUGAACCUGAGGUUAACUGCAGUGCAUUUAGUUGAUGCCCAUCUUUGCAGUGACCCUGGGAAGUAUGUCAGUGCAUUGCUUCUCUCUUUGUCGACCAUGUUACAUCUAGAACUGCCACAUGUUAAUGUCUUAUCCAAGAUUGACUUAAUUGAGAACUACGGAAGGCUAGCUUUCAACCUCGAUUUCUAUACAGAUGUGCAAGAUUUAUCUUAUUUACAGCACCAUCUUGAUCAGGAUCCUCAGUCUGCCAAGUACAGAAAACUCACCAAGGAACUAUGUGAUGUAAUAGAAGACUACAGUCUUGUCAAUUUUACAACCUUAGAUAUCCAGGAUAAAGAGAGUGUAGGGAAUCUAGUGAAGCUUAUAGACAAGACCAACGGAUACAUUUUUGCUGGCAUAGAAGCGAGUGCAGUUGAAUUCAGCAAGAUUGCAGUUGGUCCUCUUGAUUGGGAUUAUUACAGAGUCGCUGCAGUGCAAGAAAAGUACAUGAAAGAUGAUGAGAAUUUCGAUCAGAAUGAUUGAAGGAAAAGCUCUGUUUCUGGUGUUGCAAAGCUUACUAGCAACUGUUUUUAUGGUAUGGGUGGAAGAUCCGGAGAAGGAUCAAAGUGGCAGAGGCCAGCUUCUUGUUUCUUCCUCCCUCUCUCAUCAGCCGACCAACUCUUAUGUGGCCUUUCCUUUGUAAAAAAUAGGACAAAUUGAAGUCAUACAGCCUGUUCGAUGCGUGCAGAUGCUUAACUUUUGGAAAAAACGUCGGAGAUUUUAAAGCUUUUGAUUAGGCUUUAAAAUCAUGCGUGCUUUUGCAGUAUUUAUAUUGGUGUGUAAGAUCUUUAAAUGGAUCGUGCUAAUCAUUGUAGUUUUUC